GAACCUUGGUAGGGCGUACCUUGGGACCCGAUCGAGCAGCCCCGAGGCCCGUAGGGCCAGCAGAACCCCUGAGCUAGCUGUUGUAGUGGGGCCCGGCUUCCCUCACAGCAGACGUCACCCGCUGAGCCGCGCAGGUACUCCGUAAAUAGACAGACAACCCCUUCACAGGCCGGUAGUGUUCUCUCGGGAGACUGGACGACACGAUGGCAUACACGUCAGUACCCUCCGACAACCCACCAGACUACAUCCAGUCCGCCCGGGAGCAUGGCAUACGCCUGAGGCAGAGCGCCCCUGUGAGAAAGGGCCCGCUCCCCUUCGAACUGCCCAUCAUCAGCCAUCUCAGGGGCAAGAGAGUCAUCCUCGCCUCGGCCUCGCCAAGGAGGAAAGCGCUCCUGGCGCAGGUCGGCCUCAAGGACCUCGAGAUCCUCCCCUCGACGAAACCCGAAGACCUCUCCAAGAAGGAACACACGCCCCACGAGUACGUCUCGGCAACGGCCCGCCAAAAGUGCCUGGACGUGUACGAGGCGGCCCUCAAGGCCCAGGCGGAGCUGGCCGAGUCCAAGGCCGAGACCCCAGCCGACCCGGAGCUCGUCAUCGCCGCCGACACGGUCAUCGUCACCAAGGACGGGCGCAUCCUGGAGAAGCCGCGCAGCGAGGCCGACCACGUGCGCAUGCUCCGCCACCUCCGCGACACGCGCAUGCACAGGGUCCUGACCGCGGUCGUCUGCGUGGCGCCCAAGGCCGACGCCUCCCACCCGGGCUACGAGAUCGCCGCCCACACCGAGGAGACCAGGGUCUUCUUCGCCAGCGAGGACGACGGCCUGCCCGACGACGUCAUCGACUCGUACGUGCGCACCCGCGAGGGCGCCGACAAGGCCGGCGGCUACGCCGUGCAGGGCAUCGGCGGCUUGGUGCUGAUCGAGAAGCUCGAGGGCAGCGUGGACAACGUCGUCGGGCUGCCCGUGCGCAAGACGCUGGCCCUGGCGGAGAAGGCCAUCUUCCAGCAGGGGGAGGAGGAGGUCCAGUGGAGUGACGAGGAGGAGGAACGAGGCGACUGAGGGGAGGCUGGGUACUUUGAAGGUGUGGUAGAGCAGGAGAUAGUCGAUUCAGACAGGUCGGCCAAGUUGAUCUUAGAAGGGAGUGAAGGGGGGGGGGAGGAUUGGCCGGCCAUCUUACACUGUCGACCACGGCCCUCCAGGUUUUCGUCCCAUCUCAGACCCCGCCUCGACCUUAUGUACCAGCGAUCCCACCAGGAUAUCACUGAAAAUGGGGGCUGUUGGCGCAGCGGUUCACCGCGUUAGGCUUCGAUUGUUAAUCUUGCGCCCUUGGAAGCGCAUCCCCGACCUGGCAGUUCUGCUGCACACCCACGGGAUCUCUAGCACAACAUUGGGCAAUGGGAGUCGACUUGGAACGAGUAGGUGAAAGAGAUCAUAGGUCACUAGGGGUCGAGCCGCCGUACUGGUGACGGAAUAUCCAAAAAGACGCCAUAAGAACGUGUAAUUUUUUGGACUCCA
Messenger RNA from Diaporthe batatas, 1514 nucleotides. RefSeq names its product nucleotide diphosphatase. The record is from RefSeq and is a predicted model, not a curated record. Lineage: Eukaryota; Fungi; Ascomycota; Sordariomycetes; Diaporthales; Diaporthaceae. Gene Ontology annotation, molecular function: nucleoside triphosphate diphosphatase activity. The transcript has 2 exons. Bases 204 to 1058 code for a protein of 284 amino acids.